Messenger RNA from Aspergillus candidus, 245 nucleotides. RefSeq lists its product as uncharacterized. The record is from RefSeq and is a predicted model, not a curated record. Lineage: Eukaryota; Fungi; Ascomycota; Eurotiomycetes; Eurotiales; Aspergillaceae. The transcript has a single exon. The coding region runs from base 14 to 244 and encodes 76 amino acids.
CCGGUUGAUCUGCAUGUUCAUAUUUGUUGUUUUACUUCUGUUUUUGGGUUUGUUUGUUUUCUCAUCCAUAUUGAUAAAAGACAAUCGAUCACAGAGGAAGAAAGCGAAGAGAGGUAACCAUACUGGGUCACAACAACCAAACAAGAACAAAGAUAGAAUGCAAAGAAUGCCAAGACCGAAUCUGAAACCUACCUGUCUAGAUCUUCCCAGCCAGGGGGUAGCAUAUCCUCUCUCGGGGACAUGAG